Lutzomyia longipalpis is the source of this 913-nucleotide messenger RNA. RefSeq lists its product as uncharacterized. Lineage: Eukaryota; Metazoa; Arthropoda; Insecta; Diptera; Psychodidae. The coding region runs from base 342 to 881 and encodes 179 amino acids. The record is from RefSeq and is a predicted model, not a curated record. The transcript has 2 exons.
CAUUCAAUAAAAUUCCCCUCAGUCUCAUGAGGAAUCCCCAAUUGGGAAGAUGUUGCAGCACGUGCAUCAGCAGCUAUCAAUAGCACUUGUCGUGACAAUUGUGAUAAUCAAUGUCUUGGCCAGUACGAGUGGAUCAAUGACACGCGAUCGAUUCACGCGGAAGAGUGACAAUAGGCACAAAUUUAUCUCAUUUGAUACAGACGAGGAGACCAUUGAGGUGAGUCAUUGUUGUCGCCUAAAAUGCAGCACACAACAUUGUGGCCAAUUUGUCUUUCAACAUCUCUCUUGUGAUGCAUUCCACACAUGCGGAUUCUCUUGCCUGAUGCACGACGGACCCCCAGAUGGCCGCUGAGUUCUCCGUGCCAUUCCUUCAAAUACCAAAAUCACUCGGAAAGUUCUCCUCGUCGCUUGCGAGGGGAGAAAAUCCGGCAAUUAUCAAUUUCGGCGCUCUUAUCCUUUUGGCCGUUAUUGCCCUCAUUGGCUCAGUAAUUGGCUCACUGCGAGCACCUGGAAUGUCUCUGGAUUCAUCAGGGCUGACGUCAUUGUUCAAGACAGACGCGGACAAUGAAAUGGAACCCAGCAACUGGGUGUGGACAUCGCUGAAGGAUUCAAUGAUGCACGAAGAUGGGCUACUCAAUGACUGUGCACAGAAAUUUAUCUGCCUCACAGCUAGUGAGGCAAUUGAGCGUCGCCGGAAGGGUGGGAAUACGCAGCUGGACAACCUCAUUGAGGAGGUUGGGCGAAGGGUGCAUGUGGGGGAUGUUAAAUUGGGUGGAAGUGUGGCAAAGGCCAUCAAUCGUGCAUUCAGUGGCGGUGGAUGUGGGGGGUUUUUCAGGACAUGCUCCAUGAAGAUCAAUCCACUACAGCACUAUCUCAUUUAAUAUGUGUUGCAUAGAGUGCAAUAGAAUGUGCC